Opisthorchis viverrini is the source of this 665-nucleotide messenger RNA. RefSeq lists its product as hypothetical. The record is from RefSeq and is a predicted model, not a curated record. The transcript is spliced from 3 exons. Bases 32 to 388 code for a protein of 118 amino acids. NCBI's taxonomy places the organism in Eukaryota, Metazoa, Platyhelminthes, Trematoda, Opisthorchiida, Opisthorchiidae.
GAUAAAUGCUCCCUACCAAUUCUUUCCGGCUAUGGAUCGGCAUACUAUCGAAAGUAUGCGUUUAAUGGACAACGGUGCGUCCCGUUCACUUAGGUGCGUGCUGGAGGAAACGCCAACAACUUCUACACCGAGGCAGAAUGUCGGAGAGAAUGUGAGGACAAAGUGGCGACUGUGGCCACACAAACCACACUGCCUACGGCGCCGAGACCAAAUACGGUUGACAAAUGCUCCCUACCCAUUGUUUCCGGCUAUGGAACGGCAUACUAUCGAAAGUAUGCGUUUAAUGGACAACGGUGCGUCCCGUUCACUUACACUGGUGCUGGAGGAAACGCCAACAACUUCUACACCGAAGCAGAAUGUUGGAGAGAAUGUGAGAGCAAAGCGGUGAAUCAGGUGAGAGGAACUUCGACAUUUGUGACGCCGAAACCGACUACACCUGCUAAAUGCUCUCUACCGUUGGACCGAGGCCGGGGGACUGCUUCUAUUCCAAUGUACGGAUUCGAUGGAUAUCGGUGUGUGUCGUUUGAUUACGGAGGAUAUGGAGGCAAUGCGAAUAGAUUUUUCAAGAGGCAAGAUUGUGUUAGAGAGUGUGAAAAAUGACGCCCUCCUGACCUGGUCCUUUCAGGCUUGCGUUUCACUUUGCAGCAGAUUGCUUUACGUGCUCU